GCGCCACCUGUCAAAAUGGCCGUACACGAAAGUUUACGAUUACAUAUAACAACAGACAAGUUUAUAUUUGAGCCAAUUGAUACUGGUGAGAAUGAGUUGCUUGUCAUUGAUCGUGUCACACAAGAAAUAUCCCUGCAGGCUAAUGAGGGUCAAAUUCCAACAAAUGCAGUCACAUCAACAGUAUGCGGUAUCAUGGGCAUUAUCAGACUUAUUGCAGGUCCAUAUCUGAUUUUGAUAACCGGGAAGGAGAAGGUGGGGGAGAUCCGUGGCAACACUGUCUGGCAGGUGAAGACAACCAAAGUCCACUCCUACAAGCGUACCAUGUUCCACCUCACAGAGAAACAGAACCGAGAUAAUCUCGUGUACCUGUCUAUGGUUGAGGCUGUGUUGAAGACUGGCUACUUCUACUACAGCACCACCUAUGACAUCACCCAUUCCCUACAGCGACUCUACAACACCAGCCCGGACUUCAUGUCCAUGCCAUUACAUGAGCGAGCUGAUCAGCGGUUUAUGUGGAACGGUCAUGUGUUACGAGAACUCAGCCAGCAGCCAGAACUUGCCCGCUACUGUCUACCCGUCAUGCAUGGUUUUAUGAGCAUCAAGUCAUUGGUAGUCAACAAUAAGGGUGUGGAUUACAUCCUGAUCUCCCGGCGGUGUGUGUAUCGAGCGGGCACGAGAUUCAACGUGCGAGGGCUGGAUAACAAGGGACAGGUGGCCAACUUUGUGGAAACGGAACAGAUUGUCAUCCAUAAUGAUACCUCGUGUUCAUUUGUUCAGACCAGGGGAUCAAUACCUUUGUACUGGUCACAGCGACCAAACUUGAAGUACAUGCCGCAGGCCCAACUACGAACAUCAAACCAUUUGGAGGGCUUGCAGAGACAUUUUGAUGACCAGGUGUUCAUGUAUGGGGAACAAAUCAUUGUCAACUUGGUAAAUUCUAAAGGCCAUGAAGGAUCAUUGGAAAAGGCUUUAGCAGAAUCACUCAAUAGUUUUAAAAAUCCAAAAGUCAAGUAUGAGUAUUUUGACUUCCACCACGAGUGUCGGAAAAUGCGGUGGGACCGACUCUCUGUUCUUGUGAAUAGGCUGGAUGAGAAGAGGAAACAGUUUGGUUAUUUUGUUGUGUCGAGUGAUGGUGUCCCGACCAGCCACCAGGAGGGAGUGAUUCGUACUAACUGUAUGGACUGUCUAGACAGGACCAACGUGGUGCAGGGACUUCUCGCCAAGAUAACUGUAGAGGAACAGUUUCAGACAUUGGGCAUCACUGACGGACAAAGAAAACUAGAAGAGUUUCCACAUUUCAAACACAUGUUCAAUAAUGUAUGGGCAGAUAAUGCGGACAUCGUAUCAAAGCAAUAUGCAGGUACUGGGGCCCUCAAAACAGACUUUACCAGGACGGGAAAGAGGACAAAGCUUGGCCUGUUAAUGGAUGGCUGGAACUCGUUGAAUCGCUACUUCAAGAACAACUUUGGUGAUGGUUUCCGACAGGACAGUAUAGACCUGUUUCUGGGUAACUACAUUGUGGAGGAGAACGAGGGGGUGUCCAAACCCUCCCCACUAGGCUCUGAUAGGGACUGGAAGUUCUACGCGAUACCUGUGAUAUUUGUGAUCGCCAUGGCCAUGUGUGUGAUCAGCAUUCUUCUCCCAGAUGAACAUGUGAGUGAACAGUUGAUGUAUAUCUUAUUCUGGGGUGGAGCCAGUCUGAUGUCGCUGGCCGUCAUCUACAGAUACGGCUCUGAGUUUGUUGACCAGCCUAGACUCGUACAAACCAAGGUCAAGACAGACUAGCUGUAUGGACGGGAAAAAGUGCACAUAGUCUGAUACGAUUAUUUAUUACUAUAAUUACAAUAAACUUAUUGAACUGCAAUACAUUGUUUUAUCAUUUUGUUGCCAAUUUUUUUUUUGUAUGUUAUCUGGAGUUGCAAGAUGUUGACUAAGCAACGAUGCAUAAAGGUGUAUAUGUAGUGUAUGAAAAAAUAUUGCUUGAAAAAAUUACAUUAUAUUUUACAGGAACAACAAACAUGCCAACAGUAAUAUAUAUAUAUAUAUAUAUAUAUAUAUAUAUAUACUUUAAUAGAAGAAACAUAGGAUUCUAAUUUGAAUAUGGCUUCCACUAAAGGAUGUUUGGGAGUAGAUUACUAGUACUUUCUAAAAAUUGGCCUUAAAUUUCCGAAAGGGAGUCUUUAAGUAAGUUAAAAACUUAUCAUAGUAUCAUAACUUGGUGUUGUUGUUGGCAAACACUUGUUCCUUCACAACUUAACAUUGUGUACGAUAUUAGCACGCUGCGUGAUGCAUAAAUUCAUUAAGACAAUAGACAUAUGUAUUGAGCAAGUCUGAAUCCUCUUGCUAAAACAUGUUGUUGGUUACCGUAAGCCCUGUGAUAGAGUGAGAAAAACUGAUGAACAUUUGCAUAUCCUUACAGUGCUGUCUUGUUUAAGGAUUUUAAAACUAUGCGGAUGUCAUAUCAAGAACACAUGUAAAUUUAUACUCACAUCAAUAUAGGAAUAGAUAUAAUGUUGAGGUUUUUUUUACUGAGUUCAUGUCUGUCAUGAUUGGUGUUUUUCGUUCUUGAUUAUACAAAAAGUUUGUUUGAAUGUAAUACUCCAUGACAGCCAUAUAUCAGGGAAUUGUGAAAUGAAAACAUUUACUUGAAUGUGUGAUUUUGUGUAAAAAUAUACAUGUAUGUAAAAAUAUUGUAAAGAAAGCCAACUGAUUGUAUGAAAUAAAUGCCAAAAUGAUA
This is a messenger RNA of Mya arenaria, 2737 nucleotides long. Its product is annotated as phosphatidylinositol-3-phosphatase SAC1-like. Gene Ontology annotation, biological process: phosphatidylinositol dephosphorylation. The record is from RefSeq and is a predicted model, not a curated record. Bases 16 to 1785 code for a protein of 589 amino acids. Gene Ontology annotation, cellular component: endoplasmic reticulum. Gene Ontology annotation, molecular function: phosphatidylinositol-4-phosphate phosphatase activity. NCBI's taxonomy places the organism in Eukaryota, Metazoa, Mollusca, Bivalvia, Myida, Myidae. The transcript is spliced from 17 exons.